Lontra canadensis (Northern American river otter) is the source of this 1373-nucleotide messenger RNA. RefSeq names its product aldolase, fructose-bisphosphate B (gene ALDOB). NCBI's taxonomy places the organism in Eukaryota, Metazoa, Chordata, Mammalia, Carnivora, Mustelidae. The coding region runs from base 128 to 1222 and encodes 364 amino acids. The transcript is spliced from 9 exons. Gene Ontology annotation, molecular function: fructose-bisphosphate aldolase activity; fructose-1-phosphate aldolase activity. The record is from RefSeq and is a predicted model, not a curated record. Gene Ontology annotation, biological process: fructose 1,6-bisphosphate metabolic process; glycolytic process. Gene Ontology annotation, cellular component: cytosol.
AACAAACUCUGACAGGAGGUCUAUAAAAACUGCGUGUUCCCAAAGGUUCGUCCUAUUCGAAAGCCGCUGCCUCGUCCACAGCUUCUGAACCCUAAGAGGCCUCUCCUCUCCCAAACUACUAGUCACCAUGGCCUACCGAUUUCCAGCCCUCACCUCAGAACAGAAGAAGGAGCUCUCCGAAAUUGCACAGCGCAUUGUUGCCCAUGGGAAGGGGAUCCUGGCUGCAGAUGAGUCUGUAGGCACCAUGGGAAACCGCCUGCAAAGGAUCAAGGUGGAGAACACAGAGGAGAAUCGCCGACAGUUCCGAGAAAUCCUCUUCACUGUGGACACCUCCAUCAACCAGAGCAUCGGGGGUGUGAUCCUGUUCCAUGAGACCCUCUACCAGAAGGACAGCCAGGGAAAGCUGUUCAGAAACAUCCUCAAGGAAAAGGGGAUCGUGGUGGGAAUCAAGUUAGACCAGGGAGGUGCUCCCCUUGCAGGAACCAACAAAGAAACCACCAUUCAAGGACUUGAUGGCCUCUCUGAGCGCUGUGCUCAGUACAAGAGAGAUGGUGCUGACUUUGGGAAAUGGCGUGCUGUGCUGAGGAUUGACAACCAGUGUCCAUCCAGCCUUGCCAUCCAGGAAAAUGCCAACGCCUUGGCCCGCUACGCCAGCAUCUGUCAGCAGAAUGGGCUGGUACCCAUUGUUGAACCAGAGGUCAUUCCUGAUGGAGACCAUGACUUGGAACACUGCCAGUAUGUUACUGAGAAGGUCCUGGCUGCUGUCUACAAGGCCCUGAAUGACCAUCACGUAUACCUGGAGGGCACCCUGCUGAAGCCCAACAUGGUGACUGCUGGACACGCCUGCACCAAAAAGUAUACUCCAGAACAAGUGGCUAUGGCCACCGUCACAGCUCUCCACCGGACCGUUCCCGCAGCUGUUCCCGGCAUCUGUUUCUUGUCUGGUGGCAUGAGUGAGGAGGAUGCUACACUCAACCUCAAUGCUAUCAACCUUUGCCCUCUACCAAAGCCUUGGAAACUGAGUUUCUCCUAUGGACGGGCCCUGCAGGCCAGUGCACUGGCUGCCUGGGGUGGCAAGGCUGCCAACAAGAAGGCAACCCAGGAGGCUUUCAUGAAGCGGGCCGUGGCUAACUGCCAGGCAGCCCAAGGACAGUAUGUUCACACAGGCUCUUCUGGCACUGCUUCUACUCAGUCCCUCUUCACAGCCUGCUACACCUACUAGACCCCCAGGCCCACCAGCCGGCCUCCAGCUCUUCUGGGUGCCUUGGUGGGAGAGCUGAAAGAGAACAACUUUUCUACUGUCCCUGGAAAUUAGACAAAAUCAGAUCGGAACUACUGGAAACACAACACAUGCUAAAUUCUUAGACACAACA